UGAAGCUGGAUCGAAAAGGUUGGCAGAUAUUUUCAAACACAACAUGCCCGGUAUUAUUUGUUGGCAUCUAUGGAAGACCUAUGCCUCCUUUGUGUGGGGUUCGAAUGCUAUUCCACUUCCAGAUCAUCUUAUUAGCCAGAUUAAGUGCUACUCUCAACGCUGGGCUUGUAAACUAACUAAAGGUAAGCCGAAACCUAUCGAUGAUUUCCUCAUCAAAGAGGGGAUGGUUUUGAAAAAUUUCAGGUAUAUCGAUUCAGGAAUUCAAGUCAUCAGAUGGAAGAGACCAAAAAAAAAAAAUACAAAUUGAAUGUAGAUGCAGCAUACUUACGGGGAAUUUCUCAAGGUGGAGCAAUCUUGAGGAAUAACAAUGGAGAACUGAUUUGGGCGGUUGCCUUUCAUCUAUGUUCCAAGUCGAGCGAAGAGGCAGAGGUGAGAGCGCUGGUGCAAGCCACAGAAAUGGCUAUGGCGGAAGGCUUUGUGGAUGUUCAGGUUGAAACAGAUGCGAUGCGGAGCUUAACACUACUUCAGAAUGAAAUAGGCAACCACGGUGGGCUGACAGAUUUCAGACAAGAAGCUUUGGGCCGGAGUUAUACUUUCGAACAUGUUCUCCGAGAGGGUAAUGGGCCUGCGCACAGCUUAGCAGCCCACCCUGUUGGUCAAGCUCUCUGUGUUCGAUUUGAUCAAGUCGGGUCCUUGCCUAAUCAAGUAAAGAUGAAUUACUAUGCUGAUCUGUUUGGAAUUCCUAGAUUCCGUCUUUAAUUGUGUUUUUAUCUGUUUUUGCUGAUCUUUUUCCUGUAUUCGCUUUUAAUUUUUGCUUUGUUAUUUUGGGUCAGGUCUAGCCCCCCAAAAUUUCUGUUACUUUUACCAUUUCUUGGUAUGUUAGGUUUUUCAGAAGAAUGCUUCUGUGAGAGGUUUGGUCUAGUCCCCCUCUCUUUUGUAUCCUGAUCUCUUUAAUAAAAUAACGGCAUCUGACUCCCGGCAUUUGCCCCACUGAUUUUGGUGGUUUGCCUUCC
Molecule: messenger RNA, 1013 nt
Organism: Cuscuta epithymum
Lineage: Eukaryota; Viridiplantae; Streptophyta; Magnoliopsida; Solanales; Convolvulaceae
Source: the annotation of a GenBank genome assembly